AUGAAGAGGAUGCGGGAGCCCUCUGAGAAAUCCAAGAAGGCGAAGAAAGCUAAGCUGGGAGAAUCCUCUAGAUUAAGACCCCCAGUUCCUCUGGUUGGCUCUCCAGUUUCAGAAGCAGAAAUGCUGAAUGAAAGCACCUCACCAUCAUCAUCACCAUAUCCUCAAUCCCCACCUUACUACGAACUCUCCUAUGAUACCGAACCAUCUGACCCCCAAUCCCCCACUCCGGCUCAGCUCCAAGCCCGUGCUCUGGCAUCUCAACAACCAUCACAUCCUGAACCUGAACCAGAAGUCACUUCCCCACCUCCGGAACGUCCAAAUCCAACCACAUCUGAACCACCUCAAACACCACCUGCACACCAAUCAACCCACUAUGAACCACAACCAACUGACUCUGAACCACAACUAACCCAACCACCAUCUGAACCAACCCCACAACCUGAACUAUCCUCACAGACCCACUCUAUCAUACCACCACCCAUCACUUCCGCUGACCCAACAACUCCCACAGUUAAUCUAAGUGCCAUAAACUCACCCUCCUCACCCUCCCCAGCCUCUGCCAUUGAACCAGAAACUACCUUUCCUACCCUUGAAGAAGCAAUAUAG
This is a messenger RNA of Lathyrus oleraceus (garden pea), 606 nucleotides long. Its product is annotated as extensin-like. The transcript is spliced from 2 exons. NCBI's taxonomy places the organism in Eukaryota, Viridiplantae, Streptophyta, Magnoliopsida, Fabales, Fabaceae. The record is from RefSeq and is a predicted model, not a curated record. Bases 1 to 606 code for a protein of 201 amino acids.